UUGAUGUAGAUUCGAGCAAAGUACAGACUCUCUGAUCCAAUCAGCGCUGCCGCUUGUGACGUCAGAAUCCAGAUAUCUGACCCGCAAACCAGGAAGUGCGGCUCAGUCUCCGAGUGUAACAGAGAUCGGCGCUGCUCUCUCGGGAUGUCGGGACUGGCCUUCGCAGCUCUCGUUCUUUGUCUCCACAUAACGGCGGGUGAGUCCCAGCAGUUUACUACUAUCGUUGAGCACAGCGAGAUAAAUGUCGCCGUUGGGGGUACGUCGCCAGCUAGUAGCCCCCAAACCUCAGCGACCGUCAAUCUACGUGCCACUGGUGAGUCCCAGCAGUUUACUACUAUCGUUGAGCACAGCGAGAUAAAUGUCGCCGUUGGGGGUACGUCGCCAGCUAGUAGCCCCCAAACCUCAGCGACCGUCAUUCUGCGUGUCACUGAUCCAGUGGCAGUGACCGGGGUUACCGUGGUGACCAAUGAUUCCGCUCCUCUGGAAAACCUCGAUACCAUCGCACUGAGUUGUGACGCGUCGGGCGCUGUUCAGACACGGACAUGGUUCAAGGAUGACCAACCCAUCCAGGAAAACGGCAGAAUAUUUACAUCUCCCGACAGGGCGAAACUGACUAUAAUCGGUGUGAACAGAAACGACGCAGGGACGUACAAGUGUAUCGCCAGCAAUUCCAUCAGCAGUGGCACUGGAGAGACCUACGUGCAAGUCUACUAUGGAACAGAGAAGGUCAGAAUUGUACCGGAGCGUCCAGUUGUGUCCAAUAUUGUGUCAAACCUGACAUUAACUUGCUUUGCUCUGUCAGUCCCCUGGGGUAUAUAUGCAUGGUACAACGGGAACAAUCUCCUGCAGACAGGGCAGGAACUCACCCUUGUGUCAAUGAGCUCGGUUAACGUGGGGAGUUAUACAUGUCGCGUUACUAACGACGUAACCAAGAGGAGCAGUAACCUCACUGUCCAUGUUACCGCACAAGGUGAGUGAAUGAGUCUCUCAUUUCU
Molecule: messenger RNA, 995 nt
Organism: Hypanus sabinus (Atlantic stingray)
Lineage: Eukaryota; Metazoa; Chordata; Chondrichthyes; Myliobatiformes; Dasyatidae
Product: carcinoembryonic antigen-related cell adhesion molecule 5-like
Exons: 5
Coding region: 145-978 (277 amino acids)
Source: RefSeq, a predicted model, not a curated record